AUGAGGAGAGCUUUCUCGAGGCUGUCGUGCCAACUGCUGAAGAGGGCUGAGAGUGACGAGCUGCAAUCGACGAUCCGAUUCCUGGCAAGAGGUUCCAAACCGGCAAUAUCGUCGUUAAUUGAUAGGAGCAAUGGUGGUGAAGACGUGAAAGGAGACCCUGAAGAGGAAGCAAAGCAUGUUGAGCGGAUUUUGAAGAUUUUGAACAGCACAUUGCCGGAAGUGGAGCCCCGCAAGAGGCAUGUAGAAGUCCAUUACGAUAUCCUGUUCUCGCAAUUGAAGAAAAUAGUGGAGUCGUCGAUAGAAGCGACAGAUCGGGAAGGAACCAGGCAGCGUGUUGAGUCGAAUAACGUGUCUGAGAGCCUUUACGACGAAUUGAUGCUGUUGCAGUACACAAAUAAGCUUACUGGUGCGGGCCAGAUCGCCAAGAUAGUGCUAGCCAAGGGUUUUGCGGAAUGGAGCAGAGUGUGGGAUAAUAUCUCCUUGUUCAGCGAGAACCAGCGGCGAGAUUUAUCGUUGCUGCUAUAUUUCCGCAGUGGGAACUCGGACAUCCCACAGGCGUUCGAAGAGGUCUGGUUCCGAGACUACCAUAGGCUUCAUAUUAUCACCCAGAGACUGCUGUGGCGAUGUGUUGCGAGGAAGAUCGACGUUGGUGCCGAUUUUGCGCUGGCGGUGAAGCAGCAGGUCGAUAGGGUCCGGCACUGGACAACGAAGGACCUGGUAGUUCUCUAUCAGUCACUGUUCGCAAAGGCGCACAUGCUGCCUCAAAACUUGGCCGAUGACGCUGAGCCCGCACUGAGCAGAAAUCAGCAGCUCUUCAUCAAGACGUUACGAAUGCUUUCCCCCUACGAGUCGAGCGAACGCAAGAUAAGGAAAGGGAUGGUCAGGCUGGUGAAGCUAAGUAUCGAAAACAAAGUGGCGUCAGAGAGCCCGGAGAUCACGACAGGGCUCUCGAUCUACCAGUACCGUUUUAUAAGAUCGCUUGACCUGACCGUACAGGAACUGCACAGCGCAUGCGAGGGCAAGAAGCAGCUAGAACGACUGCGACAUAGUCUGGCAAGUAUCCUUGCCACGAUCCACGACGAAGAGCAAGAAGUCAAGUCCCACAUGUCGGUAAAGUUCAUUUAA
Molecule: messenger RNA, 1125 nt
Organism: Torulaspora globosa
Lineage: Eukaryota; Fungi; Ascomycota; Saccharomycetes; Saccharomycetales; Saccharomycetaceae
Gene: SMT1
Product: Smt1p
Exons: 1
Coding region: 1-1125 (374 amino acids)
Source: RefSeq, a predicted model, not a curated record